Aspergillus fischeri NRRL 181 is the source of this 2259-nucleotide messenger RNA. RefSeq lists its product as uncharacterized. The transcript is spliced from 2 exons. The record is from RefSeq and is a predicted model, not a curated record. Lineage: Eukaryota; Fungi; Ascomycota; Eurotiomycetes; Eurotiales; Aspergillaceae. The coding region runs from base 1 to 2259 and encodes 752 amino acids.
AUGUCUCUCGGUAGACAUGCCUAUCGGCGUGCACUACAACCGUCUUCCACACAUCUCACUGACCACGUCUGGAUUAGCGAAGAACUGCUCGCAUCAACCUUCCGACGAUUCGCAACCAGUCAACGACGCUACGAAAGUCGAGUGCCAGGGCCCUUGGAAGCCAGAAGACGUCUGGCCAAGCGACGAAAUACUGCAUUAGCCGGUAUAGCCGGCUCAGGACCUCUAGAAGAUAUUGCGUGUUUGUUCGGACGAAAUGGGCGGGAGCACAUGAAAUGGACGGACUGGGAGGGACGAAAUGUUCACCCGGAGGCGCAUGUCUCGCCCCCCUUUCCAUUGAGUCCUCCGGAGCCUCCUUUGCCGUUCUACAGCGAAAACAUCGCCCCGAUGGAGUUCGACACAUUGGAUGGUAUCCGGGGGUUCCCGGAUACGUCACACAAAACCUCUCGUGAGCAGGCACUAGACGAAUUUCUGAGAUCACGUCCAUCGGUCACAGCUAUUGGGAUUUUCGUGCGCCAACUCAAUUUCGAUCUCCAGCGGGAGCCUACCUACAGCCGCCUGAUACUUAAGCACUUUCUGCGGCGAUCAGCCAACAUCGAGGGCGCCAUGAAGAAGGUUGUCGAAUUUCUCGAUGAUCCAUAUCUUAAUACUAGGGGGGCUGGAAAUUAUCUGUGCGCUCUUAAGCAUACCUUAUCAACAGCGGCGAUUCUCAGGAAACAGCCGGUAUUCGACGCCGUCAUUCGAUCGUUGGAGCUAGGGCUCUUACAUCCCAGUGAGCUUCAAGGUAUCAUAGAGACUAUAUCAAAUGUUAAAUUCGAACGAUCGAAUGGAUCCACAGCACGGAACUCCAGGUUCCUGGUCAGGUUUCAUCGGGAGAUGUGGGACGCCAUCGGACGUUGUGAUAUCUAUCGACACAAGGAUCUUAGCAAGGAUAUAGUCGAUGCAUGGCUAAGCAUCCUUUGCGAAAGACAAACUUAUGAGGACUUCAUACUGGCGAAGGACGUGAUUCUGGCAACCCAGGAUCCUAGUUCAGCUGAUUGUCGAUGGGUGCCUACUCUGAUUGCAUGCUGGCUAAAAGUUUCGGCGGAAUCACGACGUAGCAGCAAUCGGCAUUUUAUCAAGGAGCUUUUGGGCUAUUUCCAUCCCACUGCCACAUCUGAAAUCAUUAUCCGCACAGCCGAGUAUAUGGUGUCUACGAAGAUGGGCUGCUUGCUUGAGUGGCAGCGCCGCUUGUCCGAGCUUGACAACAUAACAAGUAUUGUCUCGUCACAGAUAUGGGUCGACAUUGGCACGCAACAUACUGCCGAGUCAUUGGGAUCUCCGCAAGAGAUGAACUCGACACUAUCAUUGAGGCACCAAAUCAUCUUGCGCAUUUGGAUGUUGCGAGCUCUUAGCAAAUAUCUCCCCCAGGGUCCGCUUUGGAGAAAAGACCGGAGGGUGACUGACUCACCGAUAACCCAUCUCUGCACAAUUUACGAAUCUACUCUCGACAAGGGCGGUUACGAGGACCUCUUAAGCAGCUUGAUGCUGGAAAUCCACACCCUCGGCAUACCAUCUAACGGCCUGCUGAUGUCGGUCGUGGAAUUGAAGGCUGCAAAGCGACGCACGACGCGAGCUCAAAGACGGACAUUGGCGAAACUCGAGACGACAAAAGUGUCUUUUGCAGAGAUGUUCUCAGAUAUCCAUGCUUACAACGCGUCAAACACCCAUUUCUUCUCCGUCUAUGAGAAGAUGGCACGGCAGAUCGAUGUCACCGACCCUUCGUUCGUAAAUCAUGCCAUUGAAAUCGCCAGAGACGGGAACGUUCAAAGAAUCUGGACACUGAUCCGUUUAUUCCGUUGCCACACUCCCCUCAAAAUUGCGAUAUCGAGCUUUUGGCCGCGUGUCCCAGACCCCUCGGAAAAAGCUCUGGUGCGCUACUACCCAGAGCCAAGAACCUCGCUCUGCCCAGACCCUCAUUUGGCCGUAGAGAUGCUCCACCUCUUUGCUGUUUCUCUCGCAUGUUCGAGGAACAUCAGCCCGCGCCGUGCCUAUGCGCUGGUCCACUGGCUCUACGAUUUCCUGAUGAAGCACAACGCGCACGUGAAACCGUCACUUGUGCGCGCUAUGUAUCAUGCUGGUGUAUUGCGUUUCCGAAGAGCAGGGUUGAACGUUGCGCCCACUCAAUAUGCCUACAUCCUUGACCGCGUGAAAGAAAUUGAGACACCGGAAAUGGUGCAAGCCCUCAUGGAGCCGCCCCGCGUGGGGGAAAGCGGGAAGUGA